AUGACCCGACACACUCUCGAGGACCAUGCCGGCGUUGGCAGGCCGAUACCAACUGCAUCCACCCGUCAACAGUCGUCAUAUACCCCAGACGCGGUACCACCCAGCCCUGCGCGCUUCAUAUCCCGCCAGCCCGAUCCUCCUCCUGCGCCGCAGUUCGAUGACGACGAGACGGUCUCCACGACGUACAGUACAACGACCACUGCCAUUGCCACUGGAGUGGACCCAGAGUCGUACGAUGUCGCAGACGCUUUGGGACCUCCAAAGAGUAAAUUGCACUUCCGCGAGACGUCUGGCAAUGCAAAGAGGGCGAAAUACAAGGAAUACGAUCCAGUCGACGAGGAGAUCGACGACUUACUCGCGAGCGCGUCUUCCACCGCUCAUGACCAUGUAUAUCCGCCCUCCACACCCACGUUUAAACGGCUUUGGAGCGACAUUUCAACCCGGACACACCCCGGCCAUGCCCCCGUUCCUGCAAUCGAGGUCUUUUCUCGACAAGCACCUCCCUUAUCAUUACCAGAGCUUGACGAAUAUAUAUCUGCUUUGCCUAUACCCGACUUUGCGAAACACCCACCGAACGGUGUGGGCAAUAAACCCAAAGAGUUCGUCCCCAUGGACCGACUCACCGCUUCCGGGAAGCAGGUCGCUGACCUCAUAAUGAAUGGAGAAGUUGCUCCUGCGUGGAGAAAUCGCUCUACACUCGCGGGCGUCAUAGUUGGCCUGGUCCUUGACUUCAUGGGAUCCAGUCUGGUGGCCUCGUACUACAGCUUGCAGAGCCUAUUCAGUACCAUUCAAAUUUUUGCUCUCCUUCUGGAUACCGUCAAGAAUGCCAACGGCGUGGCGGGUUAUUGGAAGCAGCUACUCACUGGAACCAUUCCGAAUAUAGUCGCUCUUAACUUCGGCACUACGCUGCAGCAAAACGUUGUCCUGCUGUUAUGCUUCACUGCAAUCGCUGGCGUCCUUAUGUUCUUCUUCUACCGCGUAACCUUGCCGUCUGCUCAGUACUCUCGUUACGAGGCCUUUCAGGCGCCUGAAAAGCGUCACAACUGGUCCAUAAUCAUCAUGACCCUGCUCUUGACUGUCGUGUACCUGCCUCUGAGCACUGUGGCCGUCCACAUCAUCGUCUGGUCGGAUGAGCUUUGGGUCGUAGCGAAUCCUUACACAAACUCCACAACAUCCCCGCCAACUCUCACCCCUCUGGGCCCCGCCGACCAGUAUCGCGAUCCACUGGACUUUUGCUAUACGACCACGAUGAGGAAGGACGAGAUCAACUGGGCUCCGUUACUGGUCAUCAUGGCUCUCGCACUGUUCUUUGGUCUCACAGUCUGGUUUCCCAUUGCGUUAUGGCGGGCCAUCAAGCAAUCGGCGCCCAAAGUUGAUCCUUACACUUCGCUAGGCAAGAAGCGUACGCAUAGAGAUCUCGACUUGGAGUACCACCGUGUCCUUGAUCGCGACCAAAACCCCCUUUCGUUUAUUUACCACGGUUUUCGUCGCGGAUGGGCAUCCUAUGAGGCGAUAUACUUAUUUGCGAAGUUUGGUGCCUUGCUCAUCGUCGCAGUCAUCGACCCCAACAACUGUCUCUUCCGGAAACUGGACUCUGUUCACGUCAUGAUCGUUCGGCAGGUCGUUCUGCUUAUCGGCACUAUUAUAUGUUUUGCUGUUCAAUGCUUUCUAUCUCCGUUCCUCGAUCCUGUCGGCAAUGCUUCUGAAUGGAUGUCACGACUGAAUUACGUCCUUACGACCAUCGUCUCUCUUCUUGUAGCUCUCGAUGUACCCGGUCAGAAUAUCAUCAAUGGACCUGUGCUCUAUAUAAUCUACUCCGUCACCUACGGAUUCACUAUCUACUUCACUGUAAUAACCUGGGGAUUUGUGCAGAACCGUGUCAAACGCCACUCACUAAGAGUUGAUUUUAGCAUCGACAUAUUCUCGCCUCGUAUCGACCUUACGCCAUCUUCACCACAUCUUCGCAACCGCAUCUGGCAAGAAGCUAUCACGACCCUGAUUCUCACGAACCCUGAAUGCAAGAUACCCCACGAUCAACGAAUGUACUUUGUCAUCGCACCCAACGCAGAAUACCCCCCUUUCCUCUCCAACUUCGAAGGCUCGCCAGGCGAGCGACACGUCGAGAAUCUGAAGAUCAUCCGCGAAGUCGGCUCGUCAACGUACAACAAAGCCGCUCUACUAGGUUCAGGGCCGGACCAUGCGUGGGUUCGCGACCUCGUCGGCGAGAUACAAGAGCACUACGUCGGUCCCGAUGCUUACUGGCAUAAUCCCUCGGAGCAAGCUGUCCCUGGUCACACGCGCUACUUCGGGCACGCGUGGCUCAUACCCUUCCCGCCAACAGUAGUCAUCAAGUACGACGACGGACCUAGAGCUAUCAUCAGGGACCUAUUCGACCUACAGCGCUUCGUGUCACAGAACUCUAGUCAUGAGAUACGGCGGCGUCGUGAGAUCCGAAUGGCAUUGCGAGCAUUAGAUGGUCAGACAGUCCACUGGCCUCAUAGGCAUGUCAAGUCGCGUUACUCGCGCUUAUGGUGCUGUGGUCCUCGAUACGACGCACAAGCUCCCGUGUUCUAUCAGACCGGAAAGCUCGAGCUCGCGCGUCAAGGUUAUACGGUUUAUAACGGUCUGCAACUAGGAAGCGGCUUCGACAUCAAGCUGCGUUACGCCAGAGGCGUGGUCUGCGAUGGAACCGUAUUCGGCGUCAACGACAAUUACGAUCUCACCGACGACCUAGCCCAGUUCCUCGCGCUCAAUCACACGAAGAUACACAACCGCAUACCGAAGAUCUCGCAGGCGCUUGUUGAAUACCGACGGCACUUCGCGCAACUAUUCAAGAAGAAAGCGGACACGCUCAGCUACCAGUUUCUCAUGCGUGUGCACAACUGUCCUCAAGAUCCUGCUGCGCUCGCGAAGGCGGUUGCAGAACAGGAACCGGAUAUCCGCGUCCGUCAGCUUCUGGCUGGAUGCGAUAUUGUCUUCCAGACCACGUACGAGCGGUUGGCUGCCGUGUCGUCGACACAAGUGGCCGCUUGGUGGUACAUAUUUUGGGAUGACUUCUGGCGCCGCAACUACAAUACCGUACCAAACCUGAAGUUGCAUGAGACGGACUUCAACCCGCACUACCCGACCUCUGUGGCGUACACGCCCUUGCCUCGCGCAGCGCUCGAGGCGUUCUUGAACCAGCGCGGACUACUCAGCGCCAAACGUACACUGCUGUAUCCGGGAUUCCUGAACAAAAUCUACAUUCGACUGUACGACAUUGUAUACCACAACUCACGCAAGGGCGAUAUCUUCCACUAUGGAGAUGCAAAGGCUGAAGUCGACCUCGAGGACAUCGACAUGGAAACGCAGGCGAAUCCGUCCAGUCUCUGGACAGGGAAUGGCACCGAUCAUGACGAUACCGCGAUACGCCAACGACCGUACUACCGCUGGGAGGGCAUCCUUACCGAUCCAGUACUGGCGAGGUCACCGCACCAUCACGCCAUCACUUCAAAGAUCGGGGCAUGGCUAGGUAUCACACCGUUGUGGCGAGCAGGGAUACCAUCUCCCGGAGUUGCGCUCGAUGUGAAACUGGUGAAUGGGAAAUAUGUACUGUUGUAG
Peniophora sp. CBMAI 1063 is the source of this 3600-nucleotide messenger RNA. Lineage: Eukaryota; Fungi; Basidiomycota; Agaricomycetes; Russulales; Peniophoraceae. The record is from the annotation of a GenBank genome assembly.